Numida meleagris (helmeted guineafowl) is the source of this 3039-nucleotide messenger RNA. RefSeq names its product ribonuclease P/MRP subunit p40 (gene RPP40). Gene Ontology annotation, molecular function: ribonuclease P activity; ribonuclease MRP activity. The transcript has 12 exons. Gene Ontology annotation, cellular component: multimeric ribonuclease P complex; ribonuclease MRP complex. NCBI's taxonomy places the organism in Eukaryota, Metazoa, Chordata, Aves, Galliformes, Numididae. The coding region runs from base 84 to 1178 and encodes 364 amino acids. Gene Ontology annotation, biological process: tRNA 5'-leader removal; tRNA 3'-end processing; endonucleolytic cleavage in ITS1 to separate SSU-rRNA from 5.8S rRNA and LSU-rRNA from tricistronic rRNA transcript (SSU-rRNA, 5.8S rRNA, LSU-rRNA). The record is from RefSeq and is a predicted model, not a curated record.
GCGUUGUCUAGGCAGGCGGAAGUGACGUCACGCUCGAGCUGUCCCACGCGUUGUCGCUGCGCCGCCGGAGUUUGCGGUGGAGUAUGUCGGUGCCGCUGCGGCGCCUGCAGCAGGCGCCCCGGCACCUGCUGGUGUGCGAGAAGGGGCACGCGCGGCAUGCGCGCUCCCGCCACGCGGCGCACGUGCGGGACCACGCCUACAACUGCCGCGUGUCUGUUCUGAUCCCUGACUGUGGCAUGCUGCCUGAAGUGCUGAAAAGCACUAUUGCGGAUUUUGGGGAGUACUAUUUGGUGAGGAGCUUGUCCGUUCAUCAGCUGGUCGCUCACGAAUUCAUUGACUGCUUUGUGAGGAAAGGUUCAUGCUAUGCACUUACCUAUAACACCAAAAUUGAUCAAGAUAAUACUGCAGCUUUACUACCAACUGGAAAACUAAUUCUGUCAGUAGAUAAAGAUACUUAUGAGGAGCUUGGACUGCAAGGUCGCCCUUCUCGGUAUUCUGGUAAAAAACCAAUGAGAUACAUUAUAACAAUUGACUUGACUGAUUCCAACUUUCACCCUGAUGGCAAGAAGCAUAAGAGGGUGCUUUGGGCCUUGAAGGAAAAGAAACCUUUAGAAUUUGACUUCUUACUGGCUUGGUAUAAUUCAGGUGCAGAGGGAUCAACACUGAUGUCAUACUUUCCAAAAAACCGAAUAAAGGCCCUAAAGCCAAAAGUAACAUUCAGCACAUUAAGAGACUUGCAGUGUCCAACGUUACAAAGCAAUGAACUUCAAGGAAAGCCAGAAGAGUCCUGCAGUACAGAGGAACUGUUUGAAUGGCUAGGUGCUGUCUUGAAUCAAGUUAAUCUAGACAAUGUAUCUUCUAGUUUUUUAUCAACCUAUUGUUGUCCUCAGCCCAACACAAUAGUGGACCAAGCAUUUUUGUGCACAAUCACAGGCUUCAUAAUUCCUGAGAAGAUAAUUGAGUUACUGGAGCAGCUGUGUUGCUACUUUGAAGAACCAAAACUGGCACAGUGGCUGACCUUAACUGUGCACGGCUUUGCAGACAGCCCUGUUUCCUGGAGAGAGAAUGAACAUGGUUUUCACAAGGGAGGAGAGAACUUAUACAACUUUGUCAUUUUUAGAAAUCUGGACUACUGGCUUCAGAUGGCUUUAGGAACUAAUGAUGAUUGUCCUCCGUAACGCUCUGUCUACAGAAAAAGCAUUCUAAUAAUUCCAGGGAGAUUUCGUACCAUCUACUACAAGAUGUUGGAUUCUCAAAAGACUAAAAUAUGUAACAUUGCAGAGCCUGAUGAUCCUGCAGCUCUAGCCGUAGUGAUUGUAGAUGAUGUUUGGAUUGUUGGAAAAUGGAAGGAAUAAAAAUACAAUAUUCACAGAACAGCUGAGAGUGGAAGAGGCAGCUGGAAGAUACCUGGUCCAAGCCUCUGCUCGAGCAGGGCCAUUGAGGGCUGGUUGUCCAGGACUGUGUUCAGGAGGCUUCUGAAGAUCUCAGACCUUUCCAAGAGACUUAUCUGAGUGCCCAGUCACCCUCGCACUGGAAGCGUGUUUCCUGAUGUUCAGAUAGACUCUCCCGCAUCUCAGUUUGUGCCCACAGCAUCUUGCUCUGGCACUGGAUGCCAGCAGCCUGGCUUUGUCAUCUUUACACUGUUCUUUCAGGAGCCAUGAGUAGGACCAGAAGAACUCCAUCUCCAUUGCUGUAUUUUGUACUGCACUUCAGAAUCUUUGCACAUCAAACCCUUCAUCCUGGGAGUGAGUGCCUCACAUGAACAAGCUUCUGAAGUACAGAGAAGUACCCUUUAGCAAUGACAGCAAUACAGUGAAGGAUUCUCUGAAGGAAACUGCCUGAAAUGCUGUCUGGGCAAAUUUGGAACUUGGAACAAGGGAAAGAGCUCUAGUGUUAGGAAACCUGUAAUUGUAAACCCUGCAGAAAUCAUAAGAGAAGACUACAGUAGGUUUACAUACCUACAACUAUUGGAGACACAGCUCCUGUGGACUGGGACUGAUGGCAGCAAUUUAGAUUUGAGGGGAGGCUGAAAAAAAGAGCACAGUAUGUUUUACUUCAACCCUUCAACAUGCCUUGCUGCAUGGGCCUCUCCUGUUGGGUAAGAUGUUCAGUUUACAUUGCUUCCAUAUAUUCAUUCUAGAGCCAGAGAAAUAAAGAACCCUUUCUUGUUUACUCUCUGUAUGACCUCUUCAAGUAUAACUACAUCUAUCCUCUACUGUUUAACGGUUUCUGCUGAAUGCUUCUGAUCUUGAAUGAAAAACAAAAAAUCCUCAGAACCUCCAUAGGCAAGUAUUGCACGUCAGUAACUAUUGCACACCAAGGGUACUUCCUGACCUAUACAGAACUGUACAGUAUUUUCCUAAGGAAACAAUAUCUGUGUAGUCCAAUGUACUGAUAUGUACGUUAUUUAUGAAUGAGAGCGUAAUUUAUAAGUGUAAAGUUAUUGUGUACAGAAAUUGGUCUGAACUAAUGGCUUUUUCUAAUUUAUUUGCAGCUGAAUAUGCAAAUUGUAGGCAUAGUAACAGCACGAAAUGAAGGAAAUGGAAUUAUUUUUCCAUUUGAAUUGACUGACCUCCAAUUGGUGUAAUUCCUCUACAUACCUCUAGGUCCAGUCUGCUGUUUCAAUGAAAUUCUUUUGUAUGUAAGGUCAGCAUAAACAAUCCUCAAGCUGAAAUAAAUACAACCUAUGCCCAAAUGCCUCUUCACGGUGCCAGAGAAGGGUUGUUAAUAUUACAUAUUUAAAUAUAACAUAUUUAAACCUUUUAGUUUGACUUGUUACAUAACAUUAGAUAAUAUAUGAUUCCUUCCCCUUCUCUAUAAAAUCAAACAAGGAACUCAGAUUUUCUUUACCAUGGAAUUAUUGGGAAAAUGACCUAUUCCUAAGAGGCUGCCGAACACACGUACUGAAUGUUCUUUACUAUCCAUAACAAAAGAAUUAAAACUUCAACAACAUCUUCCUCUGUUCACCUCAUCUCAGAGAAAAUAUCGGUACAGUUUACAACCACCAACUGAUUUUCAGCUUUUCAUUAAAGGAAACAA